UUAUGAGGGGUCCCCACCAUCCCUGUGCUGAGUUCCUGGGUCUGUACACUUGUCAUGCCCAUUAUGAGGGGUUCCCACCAUUCCUGUGCCAAGUUCCUGGAUCUGUGCACCUGCUCUGUCCAUUAUGAGGGGUUCCCACCAUUCCUGUCCUGAAUUUCUGGGUCUUUACACCCGCUGUGCCCAUUAUGAGGGGUUCCCACCAUCCCUGUGCUGAGUUCCCGUGUCUGUACACCCGCUGUGCCCAUUAUGAGGGGUUCCCACCACCCAUGUGCCGAGUUCCCGGGUCUAUACACCUGCUGUGCCCAU
Staurois parvus is the source of this 306-nucleotide messenger RNA. The record is from the annotation of a GenBank genome assembly. Lineage: Eukaryota; Metazoa; Chordata; Amphibia; Anura; Ranidae.